Messenger RNA from Pseudomassariella vexata, 2605 nucleotides. RefSeq lists its product as uncharacterized. The coding region runs from base 428 to 2194 and encodes 588 amino acids. NCBI's taxonomy places the organism in Eukaryota, Fungi, Ascomycota, Sordariomycetes, Amphisphaeriales, Pseudomassariaceae. The record is from RefSeq and is a predicted model, not a curated record. The transcript has 2 exons.
GACACUGAAAAUCAGACUCGGACUGGGUGACCGAGGAAUGAGCAACUCAGAGAGCUCCUUCCAUUGUGACAAUCACCAUCCAUCGAAUUCACCUUUCUGUCCAAUUCAACCCACAAUCAACCUCGUUCAGCACAAUGCACCCGGUGGUUAUGCCACUCAGAGAACCAACUACCUGGUCAAUCCUUUGAGACGGCAUAUAUCUGCCACCGACAUAAUUCACAAUCUAUCCGCGAUCUGCUCUCAACAGCUUGGCCUGUAACCGUUGGGUAGCCUGACGACGUUCCUUCGGUCAUCUAAUAAAGCCCCCCUAGCCUCAUCUCGCGGCCAUUCUCAUCGCCCAAGAAAAACUUACAGAUUACCGGGACCCCAACGCAGCACCACUUCCCCUUCAUGUUGCAUCACACCGAAUGAAGUAUAACUGUUUUGGAUGAAGCUGUUCACCAUGCCUGGACUUAAGGCCUGGAUAUCAGGCGCAAAGUCUGACAAAUGCCUAUCAACUGAUGGGUCGAUUUUGCAAACUCAGAGGCCAGACCCGGCGGCGUAUCGAGAAGUUGCUCGGGGACAGGGGACCAAGGGCAUUGCAUCAGCUGCGACUGUAACGCCUAGAAAGCGAGCUCGGCUCGGAGAUGUGGUGCAAAUCAAGGUUGAGGAAGAUGAGGACGAGAUUUUUCCUACCGAGAUCUUGAGACCGCCUGCGGCAAAAAGACGGCGACUUAUCGGAGGAAAACAGGGGAAUACAUCGAUGAAUAUAUCGCCUUCAAAACUCCCCACACCCCCGAGCAGCAAGCUUCGAGAGAAGGCCGUCUCGAAUUUCAUCAACCAGCAGACAGUUUCCUUGGUCUGCCCUUUGGAUGAGACGCCCCUGACGCCAAAGUCCGCCGCUCCCACAGAGCGCAAUGGUGCUCGAAGCUCUUCGUCACCGACCGAAGCAAAGUCAGCCGCUCGUGCAGACGCAGAUCAUAGCGAAGAGGAAGAGAGCAUUCGCGAUUCUAUCGAGGAUGACAUGGAAUAUGAGAAGCACUCAUCGGAUCCCCGCCUUCGACAACUGCACGACAUCGUGAAGCACAAGAGGCUGGGCCUUUCUCACGCUGCCAAACAUGACAAUGACGAAGAGCUCUCCGUUUCCAAUGAUCCGCAAUACUCUGACUAUGAAACCAGUGUCGGUCUUGAGUUGUCUGAUGACGAUGACAUUCCCGCUUCUACGAAAGGCCGUUCUCUGAAAGGGACAUCCUCCAAGUCAGAUGAGGGUUCAACAACUUCUGAGCAAGGCGAAUCAACGAAGUCCGCGUCUUCCGCAGAAUUUGCCCCGGAAAUGGAAGACAGCGCGGAGUCCGAACAAGGAAACAUCAAGCCCGAAACAAAUACUAACUGGCGCGAAGAACAGAUCCUUCUCAACGGUAUCCUGAAUGCUCUGGAUAAGUAUACGUUGAUGCCGUCUACAUGGGCCAUGCACUUUAGAGGCAUCCCACUCCCACCGGAUCUGUUCUACCACAAGGUGAACAAGGUUAGUUCUCGACCAAGAGUCUAUGCGCACACAGACAAAUACGAGUUCAGAGGUGCUCUGCAUUUGCGUAAAAUCGCGGAUGUUCAAGCCCGUAUCCGAGAUCUUCGUGAGACUCAGAGGAAAAUCAGUAAAGAUCGCUCGAAGGCCAAAGAAGCGCAGCGGGCCGAACAAUCCGCAAUUACCCAAGAAAUUCUCAAAAAAUUGAGGCAUGUGCUAGAAGAGACAGUCCACUGGUCGAGGCAAGACGGAGGCCUGGGAAAAUUCGGGGACGCACUUCUCCCUAAUAUUCUCGUCAUCGAGAAGUUGCAUGAAGCGACAACCUCCGACGAGCUGCUUCAACCGAUGCAUGACUUGGCGGAGCAGUGGCGCGCCCGGAUGACGCAGUUAGUAUCCAAGUUGGCGUCCAAGUCAAGUACAGACCAUAGUCCACAAGCACCAGUAAUCUACGGGCUCCUUGUCAUCAACCAUCUUCUGUACAUCGUCAGCAUCGACGCGUCGAAUCCGCAAGCAUCUGUCGGCUCUGUCAAUCUUUUGCUGAAGACAAAUAUGGGUGAGCAAAAGCAGCAACAGUGGAACGCAUUGGCCAUUAUGGUGACGGUCUGCUGGGCGCGUGAUAAGUUGAUGGCUACUGCUCAGGAGAUGAAGCUGGACGAGCGGGACAAGGAGACGGAAAGCGACCCGGAUGCCUGAGCCAUGCGGAUCCAGGACGCAACAUGAGGGUUAUGCAUUAUUUUGAUACGAUGGUUACGCAACGAUACGACACUUGCAAAUAGACAAGGACAACUUGCUGGGAAUGGAGCUGCUGCUUUUUCAGAUGAUACCACGAGAGCAAAACGAGUAUGGGUGUUUUGGCCAGCACGUAAAGCGUGUAAUGACCUAUCAAAUUUCAGUCGAGAGCAAGAUCGAGAGCAAAAUCAAGAGCAAGAAAUAUUCGACACUUAGUUAGUCAUUAUCUCUUAUAACUUGUCCUCUGUAAGAUGAUUGUACCAUUGGCAGCAGUAUAAAAAGUGGGCUCCAAUGUGAAGCGACUUAUUAUAAACCUCAGUCAUUAGAUCGGCCCUUCCAGGCGCCGACUUGGUGCAUGGCAACUCAAAAUGCCCC